Heteronotia binoei (common prickly gecko) is the source of this 1692-nucleotide messenger RNA. RefSeq names its product centromere protein H (gene CENPH). Gene Ontology annotation, biological process: kinetochore assembly; chromosome segregation; mitotic spindle organization. NCBI's taxonomy places the organism in Eukaryota, Metazoa, Chordata, Lepidosauria, Squamata, Gekkonidae. Gene Ontology annotation, molecular function: kinetochore binding. Bases 134 to 925 code for a protein of 263 amino acids. Gene Ontology annotation, cellular component: kinetochore; nucleus. The record is from RefSeq and is a predicted model, not a curated record. The transcript is spliced from 9 exons.
GCUGUCGUAUCAGGCGUGAGGCGGGUCGCCAUGACAGGAACAAUCGGCGGCUGUUGUCGAUGACGUCAGGCAGCGGGCCUUUCGAAAAGGCGGCGGAAAGCCGAAGUGAGGAGAGGCCGCUGUAGCCGUCGGGAUGGAGCUGUUGGGAGGAGCGGGGGACGCAGCUGCCCGCCUGGAAGAGGAAGCGGGGCCAGCCGCCGUCGCAGCAGCAACAACCUCCGAUGGUUCUUCUGAAGAGGCGGCUGCAGAAGCAGCGCCUACGCGUGGACUAGUGAGCGUGGAUGGGCCGAGUGCCGACCUGGUCAGUCUCUUUCGAAUAAGGGAACAAAUAAAACAACAUCUAAUUGAAUACAAUACUACAAUUAAUGCAAGUGAAGAAAGCAUUCCAGAUCAAGUUAUAGAUGAAAAAGUAUUUGAAAGUUCCAUUGAAGAUUUGGAAAGAGAAAUGGAAGAGGUGAAGGUUUCGUACCAAAACAAAGCAUUAGCAUUACAGAGGAUCCAAGUUACUGAAGCCCUCAGAACCAAACUGAGGAAUUACGAUGCUGACUCUAAGUUCAUCUGGGAUACCAUGAAGCACAUCAUGUUGCUGAGUACUGCAGUACUUAAAUCCAAGCAGAACUCUCGUGAGCUGGAAGAAAAACUGAAUGAGGUUAAGCAGAACAGACUAGCACUAAAGAGAGCAGGAGAAUGCAAACUGGCCCAAAUACAUGAAACAAAGAGAAAACAAAAAGAGGAAUUAGAAAAUAUGGAAGUGGGAGAAACAUUAACGAAGGCUUAUAAAAAUCUGCAACAGGAAAUUAAGAUGACUACACUGAUUCAAAAUAUUUUUCAGAAUCUUAUUACUGGAAGUGGAGUCAAUUGGGCAGAGGACCCAGAUUUGAAGGCAAUUGUUUUGCAGCUGGAAAAGAACGUGGCUGGACUCUGAAGCAGCAGCACUACCAAUACUGCAUUUUGUAUAUUCUCUGUAUUGGCAAUCUGAUAGUUAAAACAAGUCAUAAGUUCUUAAACAGACAUUUGCGUAAGGGCAUUUUGUACUGAUGUAUACUUCAAGAUUCCAAAAAGAACUUACUGCUGUAAUGUGUACUUUAAUUUUAGCUGGCUAGAUUUGUGGCCUCCUAAGUUGUGUAAAUAAUUGCAAAUGUCCAUGGGGAGUUAGGAAUAUUGUGAUUCUAGACUUAUUUUCAUCGCUUCUGCUUUUCUAACUGCUGGAAAGAAAGCUACUGUCUUUUUAUUGGGACAAAAUUAGAACAAUGCUCUAGCUGGAUUUUGUCCUCAUUUCCUGCCAGAAAGGCUAAGUUUCACAGAGGCGAGUUCUGGUGGUGGCUGUUCCGGCAAUUUGGGCUUCACUAUCAGUCCUUAUUCAUGAACACAUUUUAUGCAAAAUAUAUUUCAAACUAGCAGCAUAAGAACCAUUUUAGCAUUUUGAUAAAAGUUUAAAGUCAUUCUAAAUUCAGUAGCUUUAGAAAUCCAGGUUCAGUGAUACUGGAUUUUCAUUUCAAAACUCUGUGCAGCAAAGAGAGGUCUGGCACAACAGCAUGUUUGCUUACUCUAGGUUAGAUUUCUAUUCUUCUGUAUAUUCUUUUGUGUGUAGGUGUAGGUGAAAAAAUGAAUUUAGCAGCAGGGUGUAGCUUUUUAAUGAUGGUGGGGUGAUUCACAUGCUGGGUACUCUAAAUAAAAACCUUUUUAGUAUUA